CGCAAUGUUGUCCAGCACCCUGCGCUCCGCUGCUCGGCGGGUGGGGUCUGCUCGCCGCCAUGUCUCGACAAAAGUGAUCCCGAAGGCACCAAAACCCAGCUCUACGGACAUCCCAUCGCACACGACGCUCCCGCCAGCCAAGAUGCGCGCUCUCAUCUCGCUGUACCAUCAGGCGGAGAACUUCAUCACGCCCGAAAACCUCUCGGCGCAGAUCGACGAGGUAUUCGUGUACAGGCCGCAGCGCAGUGCCAUGUCGGCCGAGCGCGAGACGCUGCUGAAGGACCUGCGGUCGGAGCUCCUGGAGCGGCGGACGCUCCCGAAGAUGGGCGAGGGCAAGAGCGUGUAUUCCUCCGUGAGGCAGCAGCAACAGCAGAGCGAGAGGGAGAGCUGGAGCCGCGCGAAGAGCACGCGCGAAACAAGGGUCAUGCACGCGCUGUAUGGUACGGAGGAUGCCGGCAAACCAGGGUUGGAGAUCUUGGAAGAAGAGGAGGAGCGGAUACAGGCUCACAUCAGGAGAGACAGGGAGCAGCGACAGCAGCAGCCGCGAUAGGUACGUUCCUAUUCUGGUUCUAUACU
Molecule: messenger RNA, 576 nt
Organism: Phanerochaete carnosa HHB-10118-sp
Lineage: Eukaryota; Fungi; Basidiomycota; Agaricomycetes; Polyporales; Phanerochaetaceae
Exons: 1
Coding region: 5-550 (181 amino acids)
Source: RefSeq, a predicted model, not a curated record